Molecule: messenger RNA, 3428 nt
Organism: Vitrella brassicaformis
Lineage: Eukaryota; Vitrellaceae
Source: the annotation of a GenBank genome assembly
GGUGUCAUGUCGUGUCUCAUCGUCUUGCUGGGCCGAAACCAACAGACCUACAGGCAACCACGGGAGCCACCAAUACUCAGCGGUGCAUACGCGAUAGGCUUGCUUACCCGCCCAGCAGCUGCUCAUAUCUCUGGAAGCCUCCCGAUCGCACCGUGUCAGUGCCCUUGAACGCACUCAUUUUGCUGCUGAUCCUGCUGCCGUGCCGAGAGCCCGACCGCCGGCCGCGCGAUGCCUUGGAUGCACGAGACGCACCGCUGCUGCCCUGCACGCAACAGACACACAUGAACACACAACAUCGACCACCACGUAGACCGUUCACCGACCUGCGAGGCUGGUCUCUUCUCGUAUCUGCUGCCAGGACUUGAGAGCCGCUCAGUGACGCUGCCGCCCAGUGUGCGGCUGGUCUUGAUGGCCAGCUUCUCGUGCAAAGGCAGGUCUAUUCCUGCAGGCGGGGCGUCACGAAUCUUGGCCAGGUCGAUUUUCGGAAACUGGAACUGAACCUCCGUCACCCCAGCAGUGGGGGAGAGCUCCUCUGCGAAGACACCAAACGUACCGGGACAUACAUGUGCUGGCAAGGAGACAUGUACUUUGUGUCUCUCUUUCACCUGGCCGUAUGAGUUCAUGUUGCAGCCGGCUCCUGGGGCUUGUGAAACCGACCUCUGGCGCACCGUGGUCGGCGAAUGCUGGCUUUGAGCCUGACGGUGUGAUGUUCUUGAAGCUGAUCGACGGGCGCAUGUUGAAUCCUGAGGAACGUGCAAGUCGACAAACUCUGUCUUUUGCUGCGCAAAGCCUACCUGGUGUCUUCCUGAGGUAUCUGAGUGUCCCGUCCAACUCAUCGGCAAUCUCAUCAAUCGAAGUCACCGGCAGACCCCUACAUUCACGCGUCAAGACAGACGGAAUAUUCCCAUGUCUUUGGAGACCGAGGGGCUUACCUGUGUCCUUUCUGGUCCUCCUCGGUCACUGACAUCAGACAGAAAGCGAAACCGUGUCUCCCUUGCGGUGUGUCUUCUCCCGGCGCUUACACAGUGCAUGCUUGGACCGUCUUGCCUCCUUUUCCACGUCCAUUGCGGCCGACGUGAGGGCGAGGGCACCGCCAGCUCCCACCAGACGGCCUGUGGGAAAACCAGAGGUCGUUGUCGCUGCCAUUUUUCUGUCUCAUCACACACCAGGAGUUUUCCGGGGACCAAUGGAGAAGGAGCUGUAGGUAGGCUUCACAUCGGAGUAAAACGUCUGUACACCAAACCCAUACAAAUCUACCUGCCUGUCUGGGUCUGCGCGUCUCGCCUUCCCCUCUCACCGUCGCCUUCUUGUUGACGAUCGCAUCAAAUAGCCGCGGCCCAUUCUUCAUGUUCGCAUGCUCAAUGAGGUCUGACGUCCAUCUCUUCCGCGCCCUCUUGGGGGCCGCCUUGCUGCUCUUGAGUUUCAUGUGCACCUCGUGAGGCUCCAGACGCGACGGUCUCUUGCCGGCUGCAGGGCUCUCAUCCCCCCCUGCCAGCGGCUCGAUCGGCGCGCCUUCGAUGGCCAGCUGGAAGGGCUGUGGCUUGAAGAGGGGGGAGGGAGGGGAAGGCUCCUCGGCUGCUGCAGGAGGCGCAGGCUCUUCCUGUAGAGGUGGCUUGGGGGAUGAGGCCGGACGCCACCAUGGGUUUUGUGAUGUAGUGAAGCCGGGGAUCUCUCUCGCCUGAGGCCUGAAGUGGGCCUCGUUGUAGGCUAGCUGCUCGCACUUCUGCUGCUCCUGAAACGCAGCGAGUAGACGAAGUGUGUGAACGUUGCUGUCUGUUGGUGUCUCACUUUAAGCUUGCUCCUGGUCUUCUCUUUGGGUGGCGGUGGGGAGUAUCCCAGCGCCUGCUUUACUCCGCCUCCUGCGGGAAUAAGUUCCAGUGCUGCCUCGUGAGCCCUUGUCGCCUCUGCACAGACACAGGCGAUCGAUCGCAUGCGACUGCCGGUGCGUGUUGCACCUUCGAUCUGUCUCCUCAUUUGCGUGCGUCGCUCCUCCAGGCAUUCGGUGCGCGUGCGCCCAGCGGCAGGGAUAGUGGAUGCUGCAGCAGCGGCAGCAAAGAUGCAGGCGGGAACGUGAAGGUCACCAUUGAGCUCUUGAUAUCUCCCACUGUCUCACUUGUGCAUUCGAGGCGUUCCUUCUCAGCCUCCCUCUGAGGGUCAAGUGGGGCCGGCAGCUGCGAGAGACCUGACAGGAGGAGAAGAAGGAUAUGGACACACGUGCCCACCAGUGGUUGAAGACUUUUCUCUCUAUCUGACCGAAUCUGGGUCGGAACGAUAGCUUCUCAGCGUUGAGGCGCUGACGAGGAUUGACACCCCUGAUGGACAGCAAAGAUGAACAUUAAACUCGCAAAGCUGAAGAUCAACUCACGUUGGCUCCUGUUUGAGAUCGGACUGCUGUGCCGGCGGCUGCGGGACGAGGGGAGGGUGCUCCUGCUCCCACUUGAUUGCUCGUGCCUCAGCUGUCUGCUGCAUCUCGGCCUGCACACACCCAUAUGCACACCCACACAGACACCAAGACUCCCAAGGACAAAAUGAACAGGCACCUUUCGCUGGCGAAUGAGGUCGCCCCUGGUCGCAUGGCGAGGAGUCUUCUCGGACAGCGGAUGGGGCGGGAAAGAGGCUAAAGGGGAACAAGGGAAACACCCGCCCGCACCUUCUUCAUUCAGCUUGCAUAGUUGUCCGACCUCACCGAGUGGGUCGGUGUCUUUGCCGUCGGGGAGCUCGCCUAAGGAUUGCACCACGCCCUGCCGCUGGAACACAGGGUAGGGCCGCGAACUGCCCAUCUUGUCCCAUCCGAACUGAUACUUGGACAGCCAACCCUGCACACAAGUGAGAGCCAUGAAUCUCACAUGUAGGGCAUGAGAGAGCGAUACAGGCCCUAAAACCUACGUCAUUGAGAGCCUGUUUGCAGGUCUGCAUCUCCUGCUCGUUAAGCACGCCAUCUCUGUCGGCGUCAAAGCACUUUGCAAUGAAGAAAUCCUUGCCGGACACCCCGCCAUCGCGGUCUGCAGCACAUCCGACAGAUCAUAAUGUCCUUUUUUUCCCUCCUGCUUUUCCAUCCAUACCUAUGUCAAACGAAGGGUGGGGAAUCGUCUCGGCUCGUCUUUUCUCUAGCAGCUGCGUCCUCGUUGCAAUGGCAGGCUGCCUCGUCCAUUCCUCCUUCGGCUUCUCGCUGAGCACUGCCCCCUUGUCCUUGAGCGGCACACGGGCGUGCGUGUGGCCAUAAAUGGUGUAGUUGGGCACCAGCACCUUCAUCGAAAAGAAAAAGGGGAAGGGAGAAGAAGACUGGGGGCGAGCUCGCCAGCCCCCGGGGCGAGCCUUGACUCAGAAAGGGCUUGAGGGAGGCCACAAUCGGCGUUUUGUGGUGGGCAGAGGCGCGGACGCGAUAGGCGAACCGAAACACGAGCUGAAUUCGCGAGAACCAAGUGACU